UGAAAAAAUUCACAAGAUCCGUUUACAAAGUUCUCAAGAAAAAACAACUUCUUCCCUCCUUUCCAUCACGUUUUUGUAUUGGACAACACAGCAAAGACAUUAAACCUGGACUAUGUGCAAAUUUAAAGAAAAAAAAGUCUUUUAGUCAGUCGCUUCGCAGUUCUGACCGGGAUUGGACGUAAAAUCAACGCAAAAGCUCUCAGCUAUCAAAUACAAAAGUUUGUUGUGUGGAAACCUCAAAGUGUAUUAGUGCUGAUAAAAAAUAGGCAUCAUGGCCUGGCUCUGGAUUGCUUUUGUGACAAUUAUUUGGCUCCUUCUUAAGUAUGGAAUAAGGAAUCAGAAUUUUUUCCUCGAUCGAGGAGUGAAGUUUCAUGAUCCUCUUCCUUUUGUGGGGAACUCUUUGAGAUUUUUCCUCAAUAAGGAGAACAUGAAGAGUCAUAUUCUGAAACUCUGCAAGAAAUUCCCGAAGGAAAAAAUUUUCGGUCAGUUUGAUGCCAUGAAACCAAUAUUGGUGGUACAAGAUCCUGAACUACUAAAGACCCUCACUAUAAAGGAAUUUGACCAUUUCACUGAUCAUCAACCAAUUGGUGUACGUGACAUUGAUCCUUUAUUCUCACACUCCCUAAUUAUGCUCGAAGGAAAUAAAUGGCGGGAAAUGAGAUCAAAUCUAAGUCCAGCUUUUACCGGAAGUAAAAUGCGUCUCAUGAGUGCUCUCAUUGUGGAGAUUUGUGAACAAAUGGUUGACUACUUGAAAACGGAGGCAAAGGAAAAAGGACCUCAAGCCUAUGAGAUGAAGGAAUUAUUUUCCAGAGUAGCCACAGACAUUAUUGGCACGUGUGCCUUUGGGAUCAAAGUUGAUUCACUGAAAGAGCGGGAAAAUAAGUUCUUUGUCACCGCCAGUAAAAUGUUUAAUACAACUUCGAUAAAACUCGCAUUUAAGUUAAUUGGCAUUAGAAUUUUUCCGUCUGUUAUGAAACUCUGUGGUAUUAAGAUCUUUGAUGAGAUUUAUAAAGGAUUCCUCAAAGAUUUGGUGUUGAGUAACAUGAAGACGCGUCAAGAGAAGAAUAUCGUACGUCCCGAUAUGAUAAAUCUUCUUAUUGAAGCUCAAAAGGGAACGCUUGAGCAGAUAACAACACCUGAAAAGGAUUCCGUUGGAUUUGCAACUGUGGAGGAAAUUCAAUCAGGACCAAUUGCGAAGAAAACUUCCUGGACAGAUGAUGAAAUUGUUUCUCAGUGUUUUAUCUUCUUCUUAGCUGGCUUUGAUACUUCCUCAACCGUCCUAUCUUUUACGACUUAUGAAUUAGCGAAAAGCCCAGAGAUUCAGGAAAAACUCUACGAGGAAGCCAAAGUUUUCCAUGACGAAUUAAACGGAAAACCCCUAAAGUAUGAGACUCUGCAGAAAAUGAAAUAUCUCGAUAUGGUUGUGUCGGAAGCACUGAGAAUGUGGCCACCAGCCCCAGCUACUGAUCGUCAAUGCACGAAGGAUUUAACAGUGGAGUACGAGAAAGGAAAAUCCUAUACUUUCCAUAAAGAUGAGAUAAUUAUGAUUCCCAUUGUGGGAGUACAUUUUGAUCCAGAAAAUUUUCCGGAUCCCGAAAAGUUUGAUCCUGAACGUUUCAGUGAUGAAAAUAAGGAUUCCAUCAAACCAAACACCUACAUUCCUUUUGGGAUAGGACCUAGGAACUGUAUUGGAUCCCGUUUUGCUUUGAUGGAAGUUAAAGCUAUGAUUUUCUACCUGAUUGUGAAUUUCCAUUUUGAUCUUUCGGACAAAACGGAUGUACCCAUGAUCCUAGCUGCAUCCUUCGUUGGGCUCAAGGCUAAAAAUGGCAUCUGGGUUAAAUUCCGCCCAAGAAAGUUUUCCAUUAUGUUCCUCUAUAUUUUCCUUGGACUUUUCCUCUAUUACGCAUACAAAUGGAUCACAGACAAUCAGAAUUAUUUUAAGGAUCGCGGAGUCCCCCAAGGAGAAAGGAACCUUGGAUUGGGGACAUUUUAUAAAAUUUUCUUCAACAAAGCUGGAGCACAGGAAGUAAUAAUGGAUUACUACAAUAGAUAUCCGAAUAAUCAAAUUGUAGGACUGUGGGAAAUGAACCGUCCCUUCUACUUUAUUCGUGAUCCUAAACUCAUGAAGAAAAUCACAGUCAAGCACUUCGAUAGUUUCCACGAUAAAGUUGCCAUAAUUGACGACAGAAUGGAUCCUUUCUUUGGAAAUUCUCUAAUUUUUCUCAAAGGACAGAAAUGGCGGGAAAUGCGAGCAACCUUGAGUCCAGCUUUUACUGGAAGCAAAAUGCGCCUAAUGUGUGAAUUAGUCGUUGAAAUUGGAGAGCAAUUGGUGGAAUUUCUCCACAAGGAAGCUAAAGAAAAAGGACCUCAGACGUAUGAUUUAAAGGAACUUUUUGCUCGCGUUUCAACUGAUCUUAUUGCAACCUGUGCCUUUGGAGUGAAAGUUGAUUCCCUUAAUGACAACCAGAAUGAAUUUUACUUAAAAGCAAAAGACCUUGCAGUAUUUAGCGCUAGGAAAAUGCUUAAGUUCUUUCUUUUUAGAGCUUUUCCCACUGUUAUGAUUGGUCUUGGCGUAAAAGUGAAUGAUAAGACGAGCAUGGAAUUUCUAAGUAAUUUAGUAACAGACUCAUUCAGGGUUCGUGAAGAGCAGAAGAUCAUUCGUCCUGAUAUGAUUCACCUCCUCAUGGAAGCUCAGAAAGGCAAAUUGAAUCACACAGGAGUCGAUAAGGACACCGCUGGUUUUGCAACAGUUGAGGAAUCAAGUAUUGGAUGGAAGAAAUCAUCAAAGACGUGGACAGAAACUGAAAUUGUAGCUCAGUGCUUCCUCUUCUUGAUGGCAGGAUAUGAAACAGUGUCCACUGUUGUUACAUUUGUCUGCUACGAACUGGCUAUCAAUCCGGAUAUUCAGAAGAAGCUUUACGAAGAGAUAAAGCAAACAGACAAGGAAUUGAAUGGGAAACGCCACACUUACGACACUUUACAGAAGAUGAAGUACCUCGAUAUGGUUGUAUCGGAGAUUUUACGAAAAUGGCCUCCAUCGCCUUUUAUCGAUCGAACCUGUAACGAAGAUUUUACAAUUGAACUGAAUGAUGGGAAGAAAUUUACAUUUGAGAAAGGAAAUAUUAUGUGGUUUCCCCUUCAUGCCUACCAUCGUGACCCGAAACAUUAUCCAGAUCCUGAGAAAUUCGAUCCUGAACGUUUCAGUGAGGAGAAUAGAUCUUCUAUCGAUCCCAAUACAUAUAUUCCCUUUGGAUGUGGCCCCAGAAAUUGCAUUGGAUCACGUUUUGCCUUGAUGGAAAUCAAGUCUAUUCUCUACAAACUUAUUCUAAACUUUUCUGCUGAAGUAACGCCAAAAACCCAAAUUCCAUUGGUUCUGGCUAAAUUAGUCUCAGGACUGCAGGGAGAGAAAGGAAUUCAUGUGGAAUUUAGGCCAAGAAAUUAAUUGAAAAAAUAUUUUUAUGUGAGAAAACCUCUAAAGCUGUAUUAUAUCUAAGAUUUCAAUCAUAUUUAACAAAUUUUAAGCUUCAUUUCAUCAUCUUUCUUUCAAAAUAAAAAAAAAUGCUAUGUAA
This is a messenger RNA of Lutzomyia longipalpis, 3569 nucleotides long. RefSeq lists its product as uncharacterized. NCBI's taxonomy places the organism in Eukaryota, Metazoa, Arthropoda, Insecta, Diptera, Psychodidae. Gene Ontology annotation, molecular function: heme binding; oxidoreductase activity, acting on paired donors, with incorporation or reduction of molecular oxygen; monooxygenase activity. The record is from RefSeq and is a predicted model, not a curated record. The coding region runs from base 272 to 3442 and encodes 1056 amino acids. The transcript has 6 exons.